AUGGGUCAGGAUAAGAUCCAAAAUGAGAAAUGGCAAGGAAAGCUACUCACGGCCAGAGAAGAAGACCAAGGUCUGGAUAGAAGGCAUGUUUUGCUUGGUAAUGGGAGUGGUCUGUGUGCCCUUUUUACACAGUGGCAGGAAUGUAUGAGCUCUACGAGCAGCUCCUACCAACUAAGCUCUACACCAGCAAGAGGAUAAAGACCUGUUUACCUGAUGAUGUGAUGUGUCAGUUAUGUGGAAAGUGCCCAGAAAGCGGUCCACAUAUCUUUGCUGGCUGUUCAGCUUUGGCACAUUGCAAAUACCUAGAAAGGCAUAACUCAGCCUUGAAGGUGUUAUUUUUUGAGCUUCUACGAGAUCUUGUGUUCCGCCUUGGUACUCCCCAGUGCAGCCAAAGUCACUCUACAACAGCUAGGAUGUGCAGGCCCACUGGGAUAUUCCCAUGUUUGCAGAAUAUAAUAAAGUUAGGGCCAAAUGAGUGGAUGCAAGGAUAGUAGUUCAUCAAGAAAAGACAGAAACGACUCUGGAAAUGAGCUGCCCUUGGAUCCAGAAUUGAGAGAAGAAAGACAAGGAGAAGGGGGUGAAGUAUGGGUCCCUAUGCUGGGAGCUUGA
Molecule: messenger RNA, 609 nt
Organism: Porites lobata
Lineage: Eukaryota; Metazoa; Cnidaria; Anthozoa; Scleractinia; Poritidae
Source: the annotation of a GenBank genome assembly